CACGAGCAUCCCAACAUUGGAUUUGGCUCAGUCCCGGGGGUGAGGGCGUGCUUGAGAGAGGGAGAAAAAGAACCAAACAGAACUCUAGCCGGUAUCCCAGGCGUUGUUGCCCAAACAACCUCCCGCACGGAGCUCUCUUUGUAGUCCAGCGUUCGAAUCAAGCACACACUUAAGUGGUACAAGGAAGGCAUCCACGGAAAGGAGAGCUCUCAUCAACACACCGACAGCGGCAAGCAGCACGCACCACACAGCGGCACUUUAUUGCCCCGCCGCGCAGCACCAUGCUCUCGGGAAUGAGAGUGGCCAAGGUUGGGAGCAACAGCCUCCGAAGAAGCGCUGGCGUUAUCAGACCAAGGCAUGCUUCUGCCGCCGCUGCUGCCGGCGAAUUGCACUCGUCGCAGCAAACACCGCUACUGCUAGCGGCGGCAGCAACAACAACAACAACAACAACAACAACACGACGACCCUUCUCGGCGGCGCGCGCGGCUUUGCCGAAAGCGUCGGAGCUUCCGUCGUACGUGCUGAACUGUCCGGAGACGCAGGUCACAACUCUCCCCAACGGGCUGAGGGUAGCCUCCGAGACGAGCCAUGGGGCGACCGCAUCUGUGGGCGUGUGGAUCGAUGCCGGCAGCCGAUACGAGACGCGGGAGAACAACGGGGUGGCCCACUUCCUGGAGCACGUGGCCUUCAAGGGCACCCGCAAGCGCACGCAGACGCAGCUCGAGACGGAGAUCGAGGACAUGGGGGCGCACCUCAACGCCUACACCUCAAGGUGGGAUGAUUAG
Molecule: messenger RNA, 785 nt
Organism: Ectocarpus sp. CCAP 1310/34
Lineage: Eukaryota; Phaeophyceae; Ectocarpales; Ectocarpaceae
Source: the annotation of a GenBank genome assembly